Exophiala spinifera is the source of this 1338-nucleotide messenger RNA. RefSeq lists its product as uncharacterized. The coding region runs from base 1 to 1338 and encodes 445 amino acids. The transcript has a single exon. Gene Ontology annotation, molecular function: zinc ion binding; 5-methyltetrahydropteroyltriglutamate-homocysteine S-methyltransferase activity. NCBI's taxonomy places the organism in Eukaryota, Fungi, Ascomycota, Eurotiomycetes, Chaetothyriales, Herpotrichiellaceae. The record is from RefSeq and is a predicted model, not a curated record.
AUGGCUCCACCAUUUCGAGCCGAUCAAGUAGGCUCGUUGCUUCGUCCAAAGAGUCUUGUAGACGCGCGAGCAAACUCGACCUUGAAAGCAGAUCGUCUGCGUAAUGGUCCCUCGCCUGAAAACGGUGCGCCGGUCGACAACGUCGAAGAUUCUUGGGGUGAAUUGAAGGCCGUGCAGGAUGCCGCCAUCAAGGACGUCGUACGAGAACAACUGGAUCGCAACAUCCUCCCCGUUGUGACAGGUGAAUUCGAGCGGAGCAUCUUUUAUGGCAACUUCUUUGAAGCCCUAAGCGGGUUCGAAAUGCGCUACACGCCUUUGGAGGACUUCAAAAAGGAUUUCCCUACCAAUCGGCCACUCAUAAAACGGGGGAUUCAAUGCCGGGAAGCUGGAUAUCCAACAGCCAAGAAAGUGACCCUCGACAAGUCUGCUUAUCUCGACGACUGGCUCUUCUUCCGUAGCCUCUUACCCGAAGAUCAAGUCAAGAAUGCCAAAAUGACAGUUCCUCCACCUGGGUGGUGGCACAUCCAGCUCAAACAGCCAUUUUCACCGGAGCUGUUUUCCUCGGACGAAGGGCUUUUGUCUGAUCUGAGUGCCGCCGUGAGGAAGGAAAUAAUGACGCUUUACGAUAAUGGUCUCAGAGUAAUUCAGGUCGACGAUCCUAACCUCAGUUUCUUUUGCGAUGAAGAGUGGAUUGCGACUUGCAAGACCGAAGGGGUCGACCUGGAUCGUCUGCUCGAAUUGUAUAUCAAGUCGCAUAACGACGUGAUUCGGGACUUGCCAUGGGACCUCCAUGUCGGUGUGCACAUAUGUCGAGGAAACUUCCCCAAUGGCGUAGGGUUGGCGAGUGGAUCAUACGAACGAAUCGCCAGGAAGUUGUUCAACGAAACGGCGUACAAGCUGUUUUACCUAGAGUUCGACAGUCCUCGGGCGGGAGAUUUCACACCUUUGAAGCACUUACCGAAUGACAAGGCGGUUGUCCUAGGUGUGGUGACGACCAAACAUGCGGACCUAGAGGAUAUGAGUGAACUCAAGAAGAGGGUAUAUCAAGCUGCAGAUACGAUCGCCCAGGGCCAGGGCAGAACUAGGGAAGAUGCUCUCCGGGACAACCUUGCUGUUAGUCCUCAAUGUGGCUUCGCUAGUAUUCAUCGUGAGGGCGGAGUAGGCAUGAGUAGAGAAACGAUGUGGGAGAAAUUGGACCUUGUAAAGAAAUUGUCCGAGGAAAUUUGGCCUGGCUGGAACAAGGAGCAAGGAGGCGUAUCUGGAGUACUCGAUAGAAAUGUGGGGCAGGGAGCGCCCAACAGGAGACAUUGUCUGGGCAGUGGUUCUGUCCAUUUAUAG